AUGAUAUUCAGAGGCGGUUAUGCUUGGUGGGUGUCACGUGAUUCUACUAAGAUGACGCACUGGGGUGGAGCAUCACCUGGCAGUAGUAAGUGCGCAUGCGGGAUGAACAACUCAUGUGCAGACUCCCAGUAUGGCUGUAACUGUGAUAAGAAUGACCCAGUUUGGCGUGAGGACAGCGGUCUCCUCACUGACAAGACACAUCUUCCAGUAAAGCAGCUCGUGCAUGGUGAUGCAUCAGGAAUUGGCGACAGCUACCACCAAGGAUACCAUACUCUUGGAAAACUAAGGUGUUAUGGUACAGCAUAA
Molecule: messenger RNA, 306 nt
Organism: Porites lobata
Lineage: Eukaryota; Metazoa; Cnidaria; Anthozoa; Scleractinia; Poritidae
Source: the annotation of a GenBank genome assembly